Molecule: messenger RNA, 3658 nt
Organism: Physcomitrium patens
Lineage: Eukaryota; Viridiplantae; Streptophyta; Bryopsida; Funariales; Funariaceae
Product: receptor-like serine/threonine-protein kinase At1g78530
Biological process (GO): protein phosphorylation
Molecular function (GO): protein kinase activity; ATP binding; protein binding
Source: RefSeq, a predicted model, not a curated record
CUUCUUCUUCACAGGCGCUGCGUGCGUGCUACUAUUCAAACGUCCUGUUGCACCGGCGGAUUCCUCGUGAUCAUCGCUCCCCCUUCGUUCGGAAGAUUCCAUGCAGCGGAUUGCAGUCCCACAACCCCCACAGUCAGAAGCUAGAACGAUUCCGAAUUGGGUACGCGAGCCACGCAGCAGCAUCUGAGAUUCUUGCCUCUUUCACGAGCUCUCUUGCACUUCCCGCGCGUCGAGUGUCGAGAAGAAGGAGGUGCUGAUUGUCGUACAGCUUGAGCGAGGUCUUGUGAGUGAACCGAUCUGUGUGAGGUUUUGCGGGGAAGCUGAAUUCGUGCCUGGGUGACGCGAGUCGCAGCUCAAUGUAUGCUAGGCAUGAACUAAUGUUGACGCUUGAUGUCGUGCGUCUGGUUGGGGAUGAGGAUUCGUCCUCGGUAUGCUUCAGCUUAGUGGUCGGCGAGGACCGGAUCCAUGGGAAUCGAGGAUUGGGGUUUGGAUUUCGCAAUAUAUCCAGCUGGAGAUUUGCAGCGAGGAUGGUGUACUGAGGUUUCUGUACCCGUAAGGAAGCUAGCAGCUGAAGUUAUCUCUGUCUGUUUUUUGAGCUCUUUCAUGACUGGAAAAAAAGUGCCGAUGAUAGUCAUUCUGGCCGGAUCUUGUAUUUUUUUUGGUGUCGAUGCUGGCCCACAUUACGCUUGACUUCAGACAUUCUCGUGGUUCAUUGGGGUAAUGCUCGGAGUGGAUCGAAAUGUUUCCUCCGUCGUAGCAAAACCCAGUAUUAUGUCGAACAGUAGCUAAGCCUGGAGGCGCUGAGAAUGUCUUUGGCUCGGCUCAUUAUUUCCUGCGAAUCACGCUAUCGAAGCUACGGAUCGAGACAUGAAUGCUGAGAGUACUCUUGUAUGUGAAUGCGUACACACAAAAGAUUCAUGUUCUGGAAACCCUGGGAAAUCCUCGGAGAGCAUCACAGCAGUAGCGCUCGAAUUUGUUCCUAGCAAAACUAUUGAGCUUUGCAGCGUGGAUAGCGAAAUCAACAGGGGAAAUGCAAUAGACGAGUGCGAUGGGAAGUCGUUGUCAGCUCCAGGGAAGGUCUGGGUGCGUGCUGCGAGGGUAGCCUGCAUUGAGAGCAACAAGCUGAAGCACCAUGGCUCGAAUAAUCGACUCUUCAUGCUUCAUUUGGGCUGUCGUAGAAAUACUUGUACUCUCGAAAGUGGAUCUCCUUCCGCUUUGUCUAGCCCUUAAUUCCGAAGGAUUGGCACUCUGGGAAUUCAGAAAAAUGGUACAAGGUCCAAGCGGAACCCUGAACGGCUGGAAUUAUUCCGAUGAAUCUCCUUGCGAUUGGAGAGGUGUCGUUUGCGAUAAUGUCACUAAUCACGUCAUCAGAAUCAACCUGCCAAGAGCUCGAUUAACUGGGACAAUCAGUCCUCGGCUGUCGGAAUUGUCUCAGCUGCGUCGGCUGGGACUGCACGCGAACAAUAUCACUGGGGCUAUUCCAUCCUUCCUAGUAAACCUCACAUACUUGCGGACCCUGUACUUGCAUAAUAACAACUUGACAGAGACGUUACCGGAUGUAUUAGGGAUCAUGCCAGCUCUCCGAAUACUGGAUGUAUCAGGCAAUAAGAUCGAGGGACCCAUACCAGCGACCUUCAGUGCCAUGAACAAGCUCAAAUUUCUGAACUUGUCGAACAACCGGCUCUCAGGCGAAGUUCCAGGUGGAUCUAUGCUUCGUUUCCCUGCAUCCUCCUUCGCAGGUAACAGCCUUCUAUGCGGAAGUUCCUUGUUGGGCUUGCCUGCUUGCAAACCAGAAGAGGAGACAAAAACAGACCAUAAAGGGUCCCGAUGGAGUGCCUGGAAAAUACUGGUGCUGUCCAUUGGAAUAUUCCUCCUCUUGAAAAUGAUAAUCGCGCUGUUAAUCCUCUGCCACUGUCUACGCCAAGACAGGAAACGCGAGAUACAACUUGGAAAAGAGGGCAAGUUGGUGAUGUUCAGAGGAGAGACGGUGCCAAAGUCCAAAGCGAUGCUCCAAGCAGUUCGUAAACUUCGCAAGAGAGACAUCGUUGGAGAAGGUGGUUACGGAGUGGUCUACAAGACAGUGCUCAAAGAUGGGAGGGUCUUUGCCGUGAAGAAGUUGAAGAAUUGCUUAGAGGCGGCUAUUGACUUCGAGAAUGAGCUGGAGGCGCUUGCAGAGUUGAAGCAUCGCAACUUGGUGAAGCUCAGAGGGUACUGUGUGUCGCCCACUUCGAAGUUCCUAAUUUACGACUUCAUUCCAAACGGCACUGUAGAUCAACUCUUGCACCCACGCACGGAAGAAGGGGAGAAAGGUAAUCCCGUGGACUGGGCAACCAGAAUCAAAAUAGCGCGUGGGACGGCACGGGCGUUGGCUUGCUUGCACCACGACUGCCAACCUCGUAUCAUACACCGCGAUGUAAGCUCCAAAAAUAUAUUACUGAAUGAAAGAUUUGAGCCAUGCCUCUCUGAUUUUGGCCUAGCCAGAUUGAUGGAAAACGAUCACACGCAUGUCACCGCUUCUGUUGGUGGAACAUAUGGCUACAUUGCACCAGAGUAUGCGCAAGCUGGGCGAGCUACAGAAAAAUCUGACGUGUACAGCUAUGGCGUAAUUCUGCUGGAGCUUCUCAGCAGGCGCAAACCUACAGACUCUUCCUUCUCUGCGCACCACAUCAAUAUGGCCGGAUGGUUGCGCUGUUUGAGGGAGAAAGGCCAGGAAUUGGAGGUAGUGGAGAAGUAUUUAAGAGAGACAGCGCCACACCAGGAGCUCGCAAUCGCUUUGGAGAUAGCUUGCAGAUGUGUCUCGUUAACGCCGGAAGAGCGCCCACCUAUGGAUGAAGUUGUGCAGAUUCUUGAGUCUCUUGCCAACUCGUCCGAGAGUACACAGCCCACAGUUACUGAAACCACCGCCACCUCUAAUGAGACAUGAGUUAUGAAGCCUGUGCACAAACAUAUCUCCAAUAUCGGCCCUGACUUGUGGCAAUCUCCUGUCCAAGUAGAGUCGACUGACACGUCGAGUCGAACAUUGACAGCAACAUGCCAAUGAGAAAACGCGAAUGAGCAGAUACACAUCAGUGCAGGGAGACUCUUUAUGGCUCAGUGUAGAACAUCGAGCACGGUUCAUAACCAGUAAAGGUGCCCUCGCGAGCAAUGAUUCUACCCAUCCACAACCACCCGCGGCGUUCAACCAAGAAUAUGAAAUCUGUGUUCAAAACUUUAAGUUUUGAGACUGUUACGGUGAGUGAGCUUGAAUUUCAGAUGGUGGAGUCCCUCCCACAUUUUCUGGUACCGAACUGGUAAGCUGCCCAACUCCGUUCAGUAGCUUGGAAGAUCCAAGGCUCACAAUUAGCGAUGUGGACCUUGUUGUUUUCCGACGCUUGUUUGACCUACUUGGACGCCAUAUCCGCCAUUGUCACCACUUUGGCCUGCAACAACGUCGACGUAGCUGUGAUCUUAAGCUUCAGCUGACACACAAUAACCAGCGCGAGUUCUCUACAGAAACCCUAAUCCCACGGAGAUAUUCAGGAGCCCUAAAUUUGUGAAGCUUUUUGGGGAGCUCAAUCUGUGGAGAGAGUUAAUUGGGGGAUUUAGAGAGUGCAAUUUUGAGGAUGAAGGAUUUGGAUCAUGAUUGAACAAAGUUAAUAAAAAAAAAAUUUCAACUAAA